AUGUCGCGGAUGACCAUGGCUCCAACCGAAUCAGAGGAUGCUUCCCGGCCGCUUGCUGACUACUUCUGGAUUGCAGGUCUGGACAGCCAACAAAUGGUGGAUGCUUUUUCCCAACCUAGAUUCUCUUACGACUUCAACGAUACCAAUGGUAUUGAUAUGCCGAUAAAGGAGGAACCAACGACGAACGAUGGCCAAGCUUCAAUUCUUCAAUCCCCCAAAGCUUCACCUCACCACUCGCGGCAUGAUUCCUAUCAAAGACUGUCUCAACUCUCGGACGAGGCUAGGGACGCUAUCCAGAGUUUGAACGAUGUGGCGCAAUCGCCGAGAAGCAAUCGGAGCAGUAUGACCAUUCGACCAUCGCCUACAAUUACUGGUCCUCGUAUGUCAUCUGCCUUGAGCGAAGCAGACUUCGAAAAGGCCAUGAAAAGGUUCGCGACGGAUCGAGACACCUUUUUCCUCGACCUCAGCUUCAGUCCUUCGGAAACAGCCAAGCAAGAUCGUUCCAAGUUACGGCCUCAGACGCAGAAGAUUGUGCUUGAGGACGAAGUGUCUUCCCUGCCAAAUCGUAAUUUUGGCAGCAUCCGCAGACAUAUGUCCUUCAAGGAUAUGAGCAGCACAAAGCGGCAACCGUCGAUGGCCAGGCGUACCUCGACGCGAACAUCGCGCAGACUGAGCAGCUACAACUCGGUAAUACCGAGCCCUGAAACUUUGCGUGUUCCUCCCGACGAACAUCCAUUGAGUCGUAAAUUUGAGCCCGUACUGUUGGAGAGAUAUCCCCGAACGUCAACAUUCGAUUAUAUGAGAGGGAGAGGGUCAUUUCCGGAAUAUGUGCCUAUGUUUGCGUUCCCCAACGAUAUCAAGGUCGUUUGCGCCGAUGCUAGGCCUAGAUCAACAUGGCAUGAGUUUUCUAUGACUGUCUCCGAUGGUUCCAGGGUAAUCGCUGUCCAGGUCACCUUGUGGAUUCCGGUUGCUCGUCAAUUGGCAUCCGACCUUGAGAAGAAAUGCGUCGAGUGGAGAAAUUCACACAUGUCUGAUGCAGAACGAGAAUUGGCCGCUUCCCUUGAGGAAAGAUUGACAACUGAGAGUGCCAAGUUGUCGAGAUUGUUGGCACAGCUUCCAGAAGUAUCCCCAGACUCCCAAGAAAGAGAGCAGCUAGAGGAUGACAUCAGUGCCGUGGAAGAGAAGAUCACCAUGAUGGCCGAUAUGCUGCGACCGCUGCGGCACGGGUCUGUAAAUGAUAUCCAAGGUCUGGGUAUUGGUGAAACACGCUAUUGGGUUCCUAGAGCCUAUGGGAUCCUCGGAACAGAAUCUUCUUCGAUCAAUUUCUGGCGACAGUGGUUGCGCGCUGUUGUGGUCCCCAUGACAGAUGGUGGAAUUCUCAGAGUCCCCCCAAGCUCACCCAAAGUCGGUAUGUGGCAGCCCUUGGAACGCUACGUGUAUAGCCUGUGUAUGGAGGCGCCCAGUCCACUCUCGUCACAGACUCAAGUCCAGAUAUCGAUACGCGAACUCAAACUUUACGCGAAGAAAGAAGCUGCAAACGAACUUCCUGGCAGUCGAACAACUGACCUCUAUCCCUUGUUCAGAACACUUACUAUUCCCAACAUUGUAUUAUUAUUCGAGUAUGUCUUGGCCGAGUCCAGGAUCAUUUUACUCUCUUCACACACAUCCAUGCUUCAACUAGUCAGCAAAGCCAUUUUGGAAUUGAUCUGGCCACUUGAAUGGGCGGGUGUGUACAUUCCUGUACUACCAUCACGAUUGGUCCAGGCUCUCGAUGCGCCUUGCCCAUACAUUUGCGGUAUCAAUCGCAAUUACGAAAAGUAUGACCUACCAGAGGACGACUUCGUCCUAGUCGAUCUAGACAAGAAUGAACUGCAUAGUGUUGAGCCGCCACCGAACUUACCGAAGCAGCAACGAAGGAAACUGAUGUCUCUUUUACAUCAGGCAGCGCCGCUGCACCACGCUUUUGGAGUGAAACCCGGGAGUGCACCUUACGCGGCAGAGACCUUCCCCCAUGAUGCCUUCUCGGCGGAGGUCGAGACCCCUUUCACCGCCAUCACCAAAUCAACAAAUUUAGACAAGUUGUCCAGUUUAAGCUCAACGUCGUUCGGCCCGCAGGCCGCUUCAGAUAUGAUUCGGCGUGCACCAAUGUUGAAUGUCUUCUUGAGCAGUGGACCAACUCGAGGAAAGAGUAUCGACCGACCAAGAACAUCCUCAACUGUCACCGCUCGGCAGUCUUUCCACACCGACUCGGAUGGAAUGUCUCCUCCCAAAGGAGGCUUGUCCUACAGGCUUGGUAAUGGGUCGCCUCGCCACGACUCUGGCUAUGGUUUACAGACGACUUUGCGGGAGAAGAGAUCGGGACAUUUCGAUUCUCUGUCAAAACGAAGUUUUUCUGGGUCUACGCAUAUGAUGAGAAAGGCCAGUCUACCAUUUGUACGACACAAUGCAAGCCCUUCGACCUUAUCAUCCCCCGACAUGCGCGGCACAUCGAAUUAUGCACCUUCUACCUACGCCCAGUCUACUUUGGCCGCAUCGACAAUAAUGCCGCAUAUGCACGCCCAUAAUACAGCAACAAACACGGACACGACAUUUUGGGUCGAAGGACAUUGUCUCCAAUGGCGAGGCACCGACGGACCCUCAACCUGUGUUCUCUGCGACGAAAAGGCCCAGGACGGAUAUUAUCGGUGCUCUGGGUGUGGAUUCGUUAUCCAUGAUAGAUGUGCUCACCAGAUCACCAUCGUCUGCUCGUCAGCCUUCUAUCCCGAUCAAGUUCGAGCAGCAUUUGUGAGAUGCCUUGCAAGCCUUUUCUACACAUAUAGGAGAUUCAUGUAUCCUGCACCACUUCAGAAGAGAAAGCUCGGAGCUGUGAAUCAAUUCGAUAGCGAGACAUUCAUUCGAUCUCUACCCACUGACCAUGCAGCUUACAUGGAAAUGCUCCAACAAACACAAGCAUGGAAUGAAUUCAUCAUGGAUCGCGAGGACAACUCCACGAAGCCUUCGGUAGCUCUGUUUGAUGCAAUCAUUGCCGCCAAACGAGGACGGGCAGGGUUCAGAUCAUCUCUCUCGGGACUGGGGCGAAAGAGUCUGGCGGCGAGAUCAGUAUCUGGGGCCACGAAGACAGACUUACUCUCUGACACCUCGCAACAUCAAUGGCGCAUCAUCGCUGUACCAGGAGGCACUGAGAGAUCAGAAAUUGGCUCCGCGGCAAAGGGACGGGACUACCACAGCAUCAUCACACGAACCCCGGCCAAAUUGGAAGACGGCUUGUUCAAGCAGGAAGAGACAGUACCUGAUCUACCCAAAAUUGUGCCGAGGAAGUUGAGGGGCGUCAGCGCCUUGGCCGGGAAAAUGAACGGACUCAGUAUGCACGCACCAUGA
This is a messenger RNA of Exophiala spinifera, 3378 nucleotides long. RefSeq lists its product as uncharacterized. Gene Ontology annotation, cellular component: cytoplasmic vesicle. NCBI's taxonomy places the organism in Eukaryota, Fungi, Ascomycota, Eurotiomycetes, Chaetothyriales, Herpotrichiellaceae. Bases 1 to 3378 code for a protein of 1125 amino acids. Gene Ontology annotation, biological process: regulation of Rab protein signal transduction. The record is from RefSeq and is a predicted model, not a curated record. The transcript has a single exon.